This is a messenger RNA of Vespa crabro (European hornet), 3185 nucleotides long. RefSeq names its product protein yellow-like. The coding region runs from base 607 to 1923 and encodes 438 amino acids. Gene Ontology annotation, cellular component: extracellular region. The transcript has a single exon. The record is from RefSeq and is a predicted model, not a curated record. NCBI's taxonomy places the organism in Eukaryota, Metazoa, Arthropoda, Insecta, Hymenoptera, Vespidae.
GAGAGAGACUAGCGCAGCUUCGACUCUGACUCUUCUCUUCGUUUUCAUCGUCAGUCAAAUUGCGAACGUGUCCGCGCGCGCAACGUUCUAACGUUUUCUUUUUCUCUUCUUUCUUGCUUCUCUUCGCUAUACUUAAAUUUUCCUUUCGCUUCGCAUCGUGAUCACGAACACGCUCAUGCGAGUUCGUUUUCCAAAACGAAUAAAGAGACAAUAAAGAGAGAAAAAUAAAGAGAGAAAAAUAAAGAGAGAAAAAUAAAAAGAGAGAAACAGAGAGAGAAACAGAGAGAGAAAGAGAGAGAAAGAGAGAGAGUGAGAGAGGGAGAGAGAGAGAGUUGGAAAAUAGCCCAGGAAUAAAUAGCACAUCGGUAGCUAGCAGUAAUUUGGUAAUAUUAUAGUAGUAUAGUACUACCUCUCGCCUCUCUCAAAGUAGCAUUACGGAAAUAGACAUCUUUUGAAGAAGAGGAAGAAGAAACGAAAAAAAUAGAAGUGUAAAGAAAGAAAUAAAGAGAGAGAGAGAGAGAGAGAGAGAGAGAGAGAGAGAGAGAAAGAGAGAGAGACUACGAGUUUACACACUCUCAAAGAAAAAUAUAAAAAUUCUUAACCAGAAUGAAGGGUUUGACUUUGUUAUUUUUGAUUCUGACGACUGUGGCAACGAUAACAAAGGUAGGAUGGUGUCACGAGCCCUUUCAAGUGAUAUUCCAAUGGAAUACGAUAGACGUGGUCUGGCCAUCCGAAGACAUGCGUCAAUUAGCCAUUCGAAAGGGCGAUUAUAUACCAGCGAACAAUUUGAUAGCAGGUAUUAAGUUUUGGAAAAAUAAAAUGUAUUUAACGAUACCAAGGUGGAAGGACGGUGUGCCCGUAACAUUGGGUGUUACGUCGGCGAUACCGAUCGAAAGAAAUACGGCACCGAAGUUGGAAGCUUUUCCUAAUUGGAAUAUGCAAAAGGUCGGGGAUUGUAAUGCCUUUCAAUUGGUUCAUAGUAUGGAGAUUGAUCCGAAAGGCCGAAUGUGGGUACUCGACACUGGAAGGCCCGCUGCCUUGACCGUGGACGUUAAGUCCGAGUGUAAGCCUCGCUUGGUUAUCCUCGACCUUGAGAAAAAGGGUGAAAUACUUCGUAGUUACGAGUUCCCAGAAGAUGUUGCCCCUCGUAACACGGCCUACCUCAACGAUAUAGUUUUAGAUCAUGAGGAUGGCGGUAUGGCUUAUAUAACCGAUAAUGGUAACGUCGAUCCUGGUAUUAUUGUUUAUUCUUUAAUGAAUAAUACAUCUUGGAAGAUCAGACACGAAUCGAUGAAGGCUAAAGCCGAGGCCGUAGGAUUCAUGGUUGCAAAAACUCAUGUAAUAUUACCGAUUCACGUAGAUGGGAUAGCACUUUCACCGGCAAGCAGCAAGGAUAGACAGGUCUAUUAUUCUCCCAUAUCCUCCUUUCAUCUUUAUUCCUUACCUACUUCCGUUUUAAAAAAUAAUACGAAGAACGUAGAUCGAUUUGUCAAAGAACUUGGCCGAAAGAACUCCCAAACCGAUGGUAUGGCAAUGUCCGCCACCGGUGUACUUUAUUUCGGUCUUCUCGCCGAUGACGCCGUCUCUACCUGGGAUACCAAACAAUCGAAUUCUUUCACAACCGGUCAAAGGAUCAUAUCAAGGGAUCACAUUCACAUGCAAUGGCCCGAUACGUUUGCUUUUGACGAGGACGGUAACUUUUAUUGCGUUACCAAUUCAUUUCAAAACUUUAUCAACAAUCGCGUAGACAUAGACGUGCCCAAUUAUCGUGUUAUAAAAACACGUGCAAUGUCCAAGAGUUAUCAAUAUUUCGAAGAUGGUUCGAUACCAAUACUACCGGAUAUUACUUCUGGCGUCGGUAGAAUUUCCUACUUUCUACCAUCGUUAUUAUUACCUUUUUUCCUUCUUCAUCUUCUUAAGUAAUUUUACGUCCAUCCAUCCAUUCAUUCAUUCAUUCAUCCAUCCAUCCAUCCAUCCAUCCAUCCAUACAUACAUCCAUUCAUACAUUAGUUAAUCCAUUUGUUCAUUCAUCUUUCUUCAAUUCAUCCUAAAAUCCAUGCGUUCGAACGUAUAUAUAUAUAUAUAUACAUAUAUAUAUAUAUAUAUAUAUUCUUGGUCGAUUAUUCGACCGUCAACGACAUUUCGAAGCUCGGAUGAUCUCUUACGGUACUUUUUUCAAGCAUUAAAGAAUUAAUUGAGGAUGGGUUUUAAUGCCAAUGGAAACAAAUAUCUUGACCUAUAUACGAUGUAUAUACAUGCAUACAUAUAUAUGUACCUAUUAACGAAGGAGAUUUCGUUUGAGCUACAAUCAUCGAUUUUACAUAUGAAACAAAAAUACAGAUAACGGAGGGGAAUAUAUAGAAUGGACAAAAAAAGAAAAAAAGAAAAAAAAAAAAUAAAAGAAAAAGAAAAAGAAGAAAAAAAGGGAAGAACAAAAAUUUCAAUCCAAAUCGUGCGAAUAUUCGACUUCUUCUUUUUAUCUUUUCAAUAUAAUGUAUCAUAUCAAUUUAAUAUCAAUAUAAUGUAUCAUAUCAAUUUAAUUCUCUAUGCAUAAAUGCUAUGUCGUAAGAUCUAUGCUAGAUCAGGUUAGUAGAGAUUUGCGAGAAUAAUAAAUAUUUGAAUGUUGACAUUCCAAAAAAAAAGAAAAAGAAUAUAAUCUCCCUGUCAACCAAUUGAAAUUUGCGAUAUGAGCAAUAAAUGAACUAUCUCACUAGGAAUCAGCAUUUUUCGUUUGUCUCGAGACUAACGACAUAGCAAGAGUCGCGACGCUUUUUCUCUUAAUAUUUUAAUCUCUUUUUUUAUAAUUGUCGAAAGGAAAAAAAGGAAAAAAAACGAGUAAAAUAAAUAAAUAAAUAAAAAAAAAAGAGAGAAAAAGAAAAGAAAAGAAAAAAUACAUAGUAACAAAGAGCAGGUGUAAAAUGCCAUUAACGGAAACCUGAAAUCUCUACGAAAUUACAUUUUUAUAUAUGACAAUAUCAAAAUGAAGAAAAGAACAAACGAAAGUUAAAAAAAGUUUAAAAACGAAAAGACACGAAUGAUGACAACGAACGCACGACCUCGUUUCACGCGUAAACUUUGACUAGAGGUUCGAGAUUAGAGAGAAACGGCAACGUUACGCGAUCGUCUAACGACAGAGGGAAAAAAGGGAAGAAAGAUAGAGAGAUAAAGAGAGAGAGAGAAAGAAA